Porites lobata is the source of this 7904-nucleotide messenger RNA. The record is from the annotation of a GenBank genome assembly. NCBI's taxonomy places the organism in Eukaryota, Metazoa, Cnidaria, Anthozoa, Scleractinia, Poritidae.
GAUGUCUCGUGACUUCUGUCGAAAAAAUUUCCCUUUGUAAGAAAGCGCUUCGUCGCUUAUGUGAGCCGAACCAUGGCUUUUACCCUUUUGCUUUUUCUUGUAAUAUCCAUGUGUUCAAAUGCGUACCGAUCGCAUUCACUAAAAGCACCAAAGGCUUCAGUAAUCGAGGAUCGUUUGGCUGUUGUGGAAGACAAGCGCCAAGCUGAAGGCGGAUUUCUUCUCGCUUUUCAUGCAAACGAAGGAAAGUUGAGAUUCCAGCAGUAUUCGAAGGGAUCAUGGUCAAAAUGGUAGGUUUUUAAAGAUUUUACUUCAGUUUUCGUGCGGAAACAAUAACCGCAAAAUGAACAUGAAGAAGCUUCGAUUCGUUAGGGCCAAAGUGAGCGCUACAUGUACUUAAUAGAUUAGAUGAUUGAAGUGCGCCCUCUCGAUGAGUUUUUGUUACUCUUUUCCCAAUCCCCAUGCAGGCUAAUUGCAAACUUCGCCAGUAAAAUUUGUUUUAAUAAAACGAUGACUAUGAGGGUAUAUACGUGUUCAGCUUGAAUUUUUUUCACUACUUUUAGUUAUGUUCUUUUUGGUUAUAUUACUUUGUAGUUAUAUUGCUUGUUACUCAUUCGAACGCAUCGGGAUCUGGAGUGUGGGUUUGUCCAAAAAGUAAAUUUAAAACAAAAUGAUUAUUAAAUUUUAGUUAUAAUUUAUUUUCCUAAAUUGUAUACAAUUAUUAUAAAAUUAUUUUUAUUUAAGGCAAGAUUUGGACUCACCAGAGGGCAAGACAAUCAUCUCAAACCCUGUAGCAGCUCAUGACAUCAAUAAUCUGACAACUGUCUUUUGUUUGUGUGAUGAUGGACAAGUGUAUUAUAAAAUUCAAGAUACUGACAACUUGGUUGAAUUUGGAAAGUGGCUUCCGGUUGGUUCCAAGCUUCCAUUUGAUACUGGUUUGUAUAGUUGUUAAUCACUAGUCCGGCCCAUUGGGACUAGUGCCUAGUAUGCUUCUAUCUUAGAGUGGUAUUGAUCGAUCCCCUGCCCCCCUCCCUGAAGUAGAGAAAAGGAAAAUGACUGAAUAAAAAAGGCAAGGAACAGCUCUUCUCUUGUAGGGAGACGUUCAUAUACAUUACAGAGCUGUUAUGUCCCCAGGUUGACUUUACAAUGCAAAGUAAAUUAAUUGAAACAGAAGACUCUCAGUGAUUUCUUCCACCAAUCACUCACUAGUCAUUGCCACCCACCGCCCCCUUCCCCAACCAUUUUGCUAAUUAAUUUUUCCUGCUUUUUAUAGCAACGAGGACACAGAGUUGAAAAGUUGUAGCUCAAUGUAAUGUUAAAUUAGUCUGAGUGUACCAUAGGAGCAGUUUGAAGUUUGCCUCAAUGGGCACUGGCCUGUAUCUUCUGGUGAACUGAAGUGCAUUUUAAAGCUAGAUGCAAAAAAGAACCUUUUAACUUUAGUUGUUGUAAAUGAUUUUUAUGGUAGGAGUCACUUUAAAUGGCAAAGAAACCUUAUCAGUGCUGACCUAUCAGAACAAGCUCACAAUCUUCUCAAGAUCUGUCACAAAAGCCUCCCGACUGUACUGGGCACAGGAAGUGAAUGGAAACUGGUCCAACUGGGUUCUGAUUGGUGGAUCAUCUGUGUCAUUACAAACUGAUGUUGCAAUAGCUUAUAACGGCUUUUCCAAGGUAUUCAAGACAUUAGGGAGUUUAAGCAAAGAUAUUCUUGGGCGACGCACAACACCCGGAGGUGGAAUUUUUGUCUCAAGUUGGCAAGUUGUCUCUUAUAUAAAAGGAAAGAUACUAAGCAUUGGGAAAUUGGUAGCAUCAAGGUAUAAUAAUUAUUAAAGAAGAAACACCUCACUUCUGGGUGACAUGCAUCACUCAAAAAUGCAUUUGCUUAAACUUCCUAUUAACCUGUCUGUUGUACUCUUCGAUGCCACACUUACUGAAAGCUUGGCAGAUUAAGAGAGAUAGACUGAUAGGUGGGUAUACAGUUAUGAAAAAUACUAUUGAUAGUUCUAUCUUGGAAAAGCUAAACUGAGCUUGUAGAGUUCUCCUGCUAAAAGCUAGAUCAUGUAAUAGACUUAUGUUAGAAAUUGGCAAAUAAAAUAUUGAUCUAGUGAUUAUAAUUGAUUCUUUGUAUCUUAUGGCCAAAAUUGUGUGUUUACAGUGAAUGCAAAGGAAAAACCUUUGGCAAAAUUGAAUGUGGCAGUACCCUGUACUUCAUUUUUACCAAUAAAAUUUAGGUUCUUUCUGUGAACUAUAAUUCAUUAUAGCACUAUUGCAGACUUUUUUAGUACAGGGAUGGUAUUUAUUUAGUGGCCCAUUUAAUCAUAGUAUUGUAGACUUGACUGAUAAAAUAAUUCGCUACACAUGUCAAUCAAAACAGCCAAGCAACUUUUAAUUAUCACUUCCUUAUACUGGUUUCUUGUCUACCCUUCAGUAUUUAGAAGCAUUUGCAGUCAUGGAAAAUAACAAGAUGUACAGGACCUGGCAAACAAGUACCAUUAUUUUUUUUCAAUAAUUAGUGGCUAGACUUACUGAUGAUAUAAUUAACAAGUAUGCAAUUAUUAAACUUUUCAGUCAUGAAAAAAUGUCCAUUGAUCAUUUAAACUGGCUUAAAAUUAUUUUAAAUAUUUUUUUGUAUUCUUCUUAAAGUGGAGUCUAUUCAACCUAAAUGCAAUUUGUUGAUCAAUGACUAAACACCUGCUCAUUGUAUCAACAUGAUUGUUUCCUCUGUGAAAAGUUAUAUCUGUCUUUUGAUCAGCCCCGCCCUUGGUUUCCAAAGCAUUUCAAGUGACUCUGACUUCCCUUUCUGGCGUAUCAGGAGGUAUUUCUUUCCACCAUGCCAUAGUCAAAUAACAAACCCAUCCCCAGUCAUCUCUUAUCAUUUCCAUGCAGACACAGAUUGGUUGCUUGAGAAUAGCGUGCCAUUGUAUCUCCUACAUUCAUUGGUUCUCUUGCAUUUGACAGAAAGAGAGACAAAUACUGAGAUGACUGCGGGAGUGUCAGCUCAAUAGCUUAAUCUUUUUUUCAGAUAGUAAUUCACAUCAAUUUGCACUCUUUACUAACAUUAGGUCCAACGAAAUGGGUGUCAUGGGAUGAAACUGGAUAUGGUGCCCCUGAGACACAGCAUGCCCCAGUAGUACAUGCCAUGAGCCACAGUGUGUUCAGUGGUGUCCUGAAUGUUUUCAUUUAUGGAAAUGAUGGCUAUAUUCACCAUAUAUGGCAGACCACAUGUGACAAGGUUCCCAAUCCCUGGGGGUGGUGCACGUGGAGUAUUUGGUACAAGAUAAGUAACAAGAUCCCUGAGUCAGUUUCUUCCAAUAACCCACUCAGUAUAGGAACAAACAUACAUCUUGGAAUUGAGGUAUGAGGUUGCGUGUGGGUUGCAGUGGUGGAUUCACAGGAGAGGCCCGGGAGCCUACCCCCCUUAUUUUUAGACCAAACUGAGGCCCGAAAAUUUUUUUUUUAAGACUGGGCCCCCGUCUUAUCUCAGGGUCUGGAUGACCGACCCCCCCCCCCCCCUUAUCUGAAAGUCUGGAUCUGCCACUGGGUUGAUACUAUAUAAACAUAAUGUUAUAUAAAAUAAUAAACUUUAUGUCUAGUAUAAUGAAUGAUUGCCAGCAUGCAGACUUCCAUGAAAACAAAGUCAGGUGUGAGAAAUACCUGCACAUGUGAAUUGCAUGACCUUUUGAGGUCAGUCAAGAGACACAGGUACAUUGAUAUCUUAAAAGGUACUGUAUUCAGAAAAUUGCAGUAUUUGCACUUUCAAAGCCAUAUGCAAAUUCCAUAGUUGAGUUAAAAUAAGUUUUGACUCGACAAAAAUAAUAACAUUAAUUUUGAUAUCACUGUGACCCUGAAUAUCCAGUACAGAGGUUAAAAACCCAAAUAGGCUGUUAAUUUGCAUGGAAAAGAGUGCAUAAUUUUUGGGAUAAUCUAAAUUCCUCACUUAACACAGCGAUGAGACUCUCCAAGUCCUUCGAGCUCCACAGUUGGGCAUCGCCCCCUACCCGUUUUAAAUUCCAGUGUCUUCCAUGCCAUGUGGGUUAAUAUUAUUGAUUUUCAAGUGCAAUUCACAUACAGGUUUUUACAGUUGGAAAGGAAGCUGGCCUGUGGCACAUGUGGGAACUUGAGCGAGGUGGGGUGUGGAACUCCUGGCAACAAGUACCAUCCCCUGGGCCAAACAUAGCCAGUCAUGUCUCCAUUAGGAAUGAUGAGAAAGGAUGGUGGGCUGCAUAUGCAGUAAGUUCAUAUUAAAGGAAUGUCAUAUUAGCGCCAAUUUUAUUCAGUGGUAAAAGAUGUUCCAAAGGAACAUACAGUGACAUAACAUAAUUCUUUCAAGUUGUUUUUAAAAGCCUCUUUUUAAAAGUUAAUCUCAUUUUCUUUUUUAUGUUUUUUUAUAAGGAAGUCUUUCAGAUCUCUGAUAUAAAAAGAUAAUUAGUACAUCUCCAGACAGGUUAAGUGAAAUAAAAAUAUGUCAGUGGUCCCUCUUUGGCAUUGUUCAAGCACAUGUAACUUUAUUGUUACGGUUCCACCUUGCAGCUGCAUUAAUUGAAAGGGAAAAUUUUUAUUUUGUUUUGUAGCUUAGUGCUGCUGAUGACAUCAAAGUGAUUGAACAGAACAGGUCACUUUCCCUGUCUGUAUCAACUGUUUCAUUUGGAAAUCCAGUAAAAGUUUCUUGGAAAGUCCCAGUUGAUGAAGCAACUAACAAAGAUUGGAUAGGUAAUAUGAAAAUUAAUACAGUUGACUUGUGUUACCCACACCUCCCAUAGAAUUAAUGGAACUGCAUUCCCACAACAACAACAACAACAACAUUUUCAGAUUCAUAAGCUGACUUUGGCACCCUUUUUCGAGGUACUAGGAAACUAAAAGAGCCUUUAAAAUAAAAUAAAUCUAGACUUUAAGGUCCAAAAAGGUUUCCAAAAUGUCUUGACAUUCUAUAUCAUUUAAACACAAACAAGCUGCAGUAAAAAAGUGAAUGGCAUAGUGAAUGGUCAGUCCUACUCUGUAUAGAACCUCCCGUAAGCUGAAAUCAUUAUUAUUUUAAUUUGUUUUGUAGGUGUGUACCCCAAUGGUGCAGAUAAUGAAAUGUAUAUAGACUACUAUUAUGUUGGAGGCGGACAGAACCCUCUCAAGGAUGCUAUUCCCACUGGAUCUCUCACUUUUAAAUCCUACCUUCCAAAUGGAAAAUACGAUUAUCGUUAUUUGUAAGUACUGGUACAUAAUAACAAGUCUUGAUCAAAACAGUGUUGAACAACCCUUUCAGUUUCAAUAGAAAAGUUGGAGUGUCUCUUCCACUAUGAUGACAGGAUAUUACCAAUGUCUUGAUUACAUGUACCUUAUAGGCAAAUACGAAUUUUCUGGAUGUUUUCCCUUCUCUUUAGUAAAUAAAUUAAUUUUGUUCCUCUGCACUGAACACAUAAUAAUAUUAGCGGACAUUUCCCCAGUAAGGAGACAAGGAAUCUUUUGUCUUCAUGAAUGGCUUAGCAUGAACUGUUCUUCAUUUCCUGAUGCACAACUGAUUAGCAGAAGAAAUUUUUUCUGACUCUCAUGAGUCUAAUAAUAAUUGUACACAUGUACAUAUUUUAAAAGAUCAAGAAUUAUUUUUUUACCCUAAAUAGAACUAUCCAUGAAAGUAUCCGCAAAGCUUUCCAUCUUACAGUCACUACUUUUAAAAAUAUGUCCUCUAUAGGGUAAACAAGAAGUAUUUUGAUGCUAUGAGUUCCUCCCUCGUCGGAGUCAAUGGCACAACGGAUAAGGAAUGGGUACAGGUGUACCGUGGGAUAGCAGCAGGACUGGGCAAAGAAGGCUUUGAUUUUGAGAAAUGCGUCAAAGAUGGAAACCACACAGUGGAGUUAUUUAGAGAAUCAUUCGCUGCCUUUGAAAACAAUGAAAUUUUCAAAGGAGUAGAGUUACUUGGCACAGCUUUGAUAGAGAUAGGCAAGGCAUUUGAGGAUUGUGGAGAAACAGAUAUUGCUAAAGCACUUGAAAAGCUUGCAACGGAUUUCAUUGAAUGUGUAAAAGGUAAACAAGAAAGAAAUGUAGAACAAAACUUAAUGUUGUUACCAUUUCCUUAGGGGAUAGGUGGUGGGACAAACCCUCAAAGUCCAAGUAGCUUGCUGUCAAUUCAAUUUUUUUGUUUAACUAAUAUUCACAAUUACUAUUAUUUUAUAAAGAAUUCAUAACACACAGGGUUCUCAUUAAGUUUUAAAGUAGACACCCAAGAUGUAAAAUAAAUUAAUGUAGGCGGCUUGGUACGUGUAACUGAGUGCUGUAGGCAAUUUCAGGCGUUCACUGUCCCACUUAACCCUAUUUCCCCAAAAAGCAGAUGGCUCAAACCUCAAAGUAGCCCGUUUGUUAGCUGGCUACCGGCACUUAAUGGGAUCCCUGAAAACAUAACGUUUUAAUUAUUAAAUAAAAUAUUUUUAUAUCAUUAAUGUUUUAUUUUUCGUUAAUAACUGAGAGUCUUGUAGCACCAAAAUGUAUUUUGGAAACACAAAGGAUCUACAGGAAGCAAGUCGGUUUUUUUGCAAUAAUUAUAUUAUCAACAAGAAAUUGAACUUGGGUGUACUAAAAAAUUCUAUAAAGAUGUAAAUGUAACCAGAACAAGGAAUUAGCACAGUAAAAGUACGACCUCAUAACCAUGCAGACUCCCACUUUCUGCUUCAAUCCUUGCUGCACUAAACGAGAAUCUGAUAAAUGGAAAAAAAAGAGUAAUUCUUCAAAUUAAGUAAAAUUUGAUUUGAAUUUUGAAUUUUGGAAUUUCUCAACCUCAGAACACAAUAAUACUAAGAGCAAUAAGUAACUAUUUGACUGCAAUAAUUGAUUUCAGGUGGCCUCAAAAUUCAGUUCAGUAGUAAAUAUUGUCAAUGAAGCAGCACAUUUUAUGUAGGAAGAAACUGUUACGAUUUUUUUCAAUAGUAUUUUUUGUCAUUUUGUUUAGGGCAUUGUGUCCAUUUUGUGAUUGACAUAGUGGAUGAAAUCCUCAUCUUGUUUGAAAAUGUCUUUGAGAUCUAUGGAGAUAUUCGUGGAGCAAGCAACUCCUUCAAAAUUAAUGCUUAUGAGCAAGGUAAGAAUAGGCAAUCAUGCCCAGGCUAAUAUGCAGAAAUGGUUUUUACUAGGUACAGCAAGGGUUGUGCACAAUAAUGGUUAAAAGGACACCUUUCUUAUAACAACUUAAUUUAUUAUUGCAUUUCACAAAGCAGCACGGAAGUUAGAGGUCUAAGGGUCUGAAUCAAUCUGCAGUACUGACAGUCUGUUAUUGCAAGGCAUGAAGAAAAUUCGUGCAUUAAGAAAAUUAGCAUAUGCAAGUGGCAAGAUGCCACUUCUGUAAUACCCUGGAGCUCUGAGGUACAAGCCCAAAAUUGAGUUAAUUUAAUAAUCAUAAUAUCUCCUUUAUAUAAAGACAACUACAAUAAUUCUUGUCAGGCAACUUGUGAUAGCGGCUCGAUUUCCGCCGUCUCCUGGGUCCCAUCUUUGAUCCUCUCAUUUUACCAAACAGCGGCUGGAAAUCGAGCCUACCAUACUAUCAGAAAGCGGUUUAGUCACAUUGUUAUAAUUUCAUAAAUUCUCCCCUUUUUUUCUAGGUGGCUACUGCAUUGGACGUGUGGUGGAUGUAUGUAUUUCCAUACCGUCCUAAGUAAUGACAGCCUUUACAAAAUUCAUUACCAAAAUAGCAUUAUUUUUGUGGCUGGUUGAAGAAUAAAGCAAACAAACUAGACAAAACAUUGCAAAAUUGUACAAUUAAAAUAAAGUGAAUUGAACUUUUGUGUUAAGAAUGGCCAUAAAUUCGUGACAAGCAUCACGCUAAGUGUUUUGUUAUAAUCAUCUAUUAUAUUUUGCAUUCUUUCAUUAGUCUUAUUAUAAGUUUAAAAAAACUCUACUAUUAAUUUAUCAAUACUUUUUGUAUCAAGAGCAUUCCU